UGUUGUUGGAAUGAAUAGCAUAAUCUGGCAAACUGACUUUACAGAAUGAAGAAUGAACCAGCGAGACGUCGCCUGGCUCGAAUAAGAUGCCUUUUGGAGAGCAUAAAACACAUAGAACAAGGGAAAAGUUUGCCUUCGGCACUGUGUUUUGUUCCUGCGGAAAUUGAGUACGCAAGGGAAGAUAAUAGGAACCAAAGAGUUAUAACGAUACACAAGAAACCAAAAAGUGAUGCUCAGUGUGUUGGAGAGCUGCCAGCUGUGUCUAAUCUUCAACUGUUUGCAUCAGGAAGUGAAGUCUUUAAUAGUAGUGGCUCCUGGAUAAAGCUUUCUCAGAAAACUUUACAGAGGUACUGUUCUGGUAAACCAGCAAAAGAGGGGUGGAUUCUUGCAGCACCUUAUGACAGUAAACAUGGUGUAGGAACACCUUAUGUCAAAGCUGUAGAUGGCAGUUCACCAUCUAAAGGAUCUAGAACCAUCAAAAGUUGGCAAGAGGCAGUAGAGAUGUGUUACUCACUCAGGAUAUCUGACCCACCCUCCAUUGAAAAGUAUGCUGACAAAGAAGCCAUGCAACAGCUGAGUGCUCCUCCACCAAAGUGGAAUUUAGAUGCAGAUGAGGAGCUGGCCAAGUUUAUGGCUGAUCAUAUAAAUAAACAUGAAGCAUCACUUGGAAAUAUCAGCAGAUAUGUGGAGUCAGUGCAAGUUUCCUCUGAGGAGGACUCAAAAGAUGCAUUGACAGAUGGUGAUCCAGAUACCUUCUGGGAAACAGAUGGCAGACAGGGUAAACAUUGGAUUAAGCUCUCAAUGAGAGCAGGAACUAUCAUUAGGCAACUUUCUGUCACUGUAGAUGCCAAAGAUGAUAACUACAUGCCACAUCAUAUUAUAGUCAUGGGUGGAGAUUCUGCCAACCUCAAACAACUCAAUGAAGUCUUUAUUGAUACAAGCCAUACAGGGGAUGUGUGUAUUUUGAAAGGCAUGACACAAUACUUCAGUAUCAUUCAGAUUGCAAUUAAAGAAUGCAAAGAUGAGGGUAUUGACACUCGUAUCCAUGGUAUCAAAUUAAUAUCAGAGAGUGAAAAGGAGCCAGGACUGAACCAAGAUUUGUUUACACCCACGGAACUUAUCAGGUUUCCUAAACUAGAUGCCGUAGAUCCUGCUCUGCUUUACAGAAGAGCACAAGCCUUGCUCAGAUUCAUUGAGCUUCUAGACAGUGUACUGCAUUACCUUCUUCCUUCCUGGAAUUAUUCUGCUGGGUCAUUUAAAGAUUUGGAGGCCAUACGUCAGCUUCUUCCUCUGUCGAAGCACAGAACCUUGUUAAUUGAAAAAGUCAUUAGAGAAUCACAGUCAAGCUCACCUGCGCAUAUGCCAAAGUUAUUUAUCAAUAGACGAUCAGCAGCUGAACACAGAGCGGAUCCAACACAAGAUCCAGAUGCCAAACACUCCAUACUGAACCAGUUAUAUGAAGGGCUCAAGCAGGAAAAGUGUGGCGUAAAAAUGGAUUACAGGUGGUCAGCCAGGUAUGAUCAGUGGUGGGAAUGCAAAUUCCUUUCGGAAGGAAUUAUUGAUCAAGGUGGUGGUUUUCGAGACUCCCUUGCAGACUUGGCCGAAGAACUUUGUCCAAGCUCAGUUGAUGCUCCAAUACCUGUCCCUUUCUUCAUUCGCAGUCCAAAUCAGUUACACGAUUCUUCAAAUGUCAAUAGAGAUGCCUACGUGCCUAACCCUUCAUGUAAGCAGUUCGGAAAGUACGAGUGGAUUGGGAUGUUAAUGGGAGCAUGCCUUAGAAGUAACAGAGAACACUUGGUUCUUUCACUUCCGUCUUUCGUUUGGCGGCAACUCGUCGGUGAAAAGGUGACUUGGUCGCGAGAUUUCAUGACAGUUGAUUCUGCCCAGGUCAAGUUGCUCGAAUCUCUCGAAACAAUGGAUAAGGAAUCGUUUGAUACGAAGUUUGGUGGAGUGUUAACGUACACAACGGUUUUAAGCGAUAACACGUUAAUAAACCUUGUCCCUGGAGGAGCUGAUAAAUUCGUAGAUUAUGAACAAAGAACUGAGUACAUUCAGCUGGUGCGAAAUUGCCGGAUGGGCGAAGGGAAACAGCAGAUUGAAGCGAUCAGAAGGGGUCUUCUAAAAGUUCUUUCCCAGGCUGUUCUCGACCUUCUUACUUGGCAGGAACUGGAGAGAAGAGUGUGUGGCGAUCCUGAUUUGGCAGUGGAGGCGUUAAAAAAGUGUAUGCACUACGAAGAUAUCACCGAGAAUGACAGGCGCGUGAAGUUUUUGUGGAAAGCGUUGGAGAAUUUCACAAACGAUGAUCGCAGUCGAUUUCUACGUUUUGUCACGGGACGGAGACGACUUCCAGCGCCUUUGUACAUCUGUCCUGGGAGAAGUUCUGUGCAAGCUGACUCAUUGCCUGAAGCUGCCACUUGUUCAAGCACUCUUUUUCUACCAGAAUAUACAAGUGCAAAAGUAGCUGAAGAAAAGAUUCGAUACGCUGCUUACAACUGCAUGGCGAUCGACACAGAUGUCAGUCCGUGGGAAGAGUAACUAACGUGGUGUUGAAACCGCGCGAAAGGAACCGAAAAAACGAACCGAUUGCUUCACGACAAGAAACGAAUCUUUCAAAAACGAACCGAACACUCCACGAAAAAAGCCGACUAACUUAAGCGAAAUUUGAUAAGUGUCGGUGGCUUCACAAGAACCAAACACUCUACGCGAGAGAGCGGCUCUAUUACUUAAAUUUCCCGAAUCUUACACGCAAAUAAUAGAUUUUAGCCUACAGGAACUGAGACUUGAACGACUAUGACCGAAAUGCGCAACGAGAAACGAAUGCUGCAAGAGAGCGGACAGCACCACACGAGGUGAACCGAAAAGUUCCCGUGAAGAACCGAAUCAUCCCGAAGCCAAGAUCACAGUGCCUCCGACUUUCUUAGAGUUCAAUCCAGCAAAACAUCGUUAUUCGUUUCACCUUAAUAAUGAAUAAUUCAAUCGCUAGCGGUCCUAAAGGACUGACUCAUACUGGCCUUUUAAAUAAGCAAAUCCUUUAAGGAUAGCUAUUUGCAUGCUCCUAAGUUUUGCAAACGUUUCAUUCAUCUUAGCUUGAGAUAUCUUUAACCUUUGUUUCCCGAUAUGUAACAUGCCAAUUCUCCUUACAAUAUCAAUUCAUACACAGCGCGCAGCCAAUGAGAAAAGACAUGCCUAUCACCUCAAGGGUGUAAGUCUGUGAUCUUGAUAUAGAAACAGAUUCCCUUAACUAGUUUUCCAAAGGAUGGCUCGAAACCAGAAGGGAGAAGUGCUCAUCUCAUCGUGGGAGUAAAAGUGUCUCUAUGCUGAUUGUAUCAGUCUCAAGGCGAUUAUUGUAAUUUCUUUGCUGAAUAUAUUUUCUUAAAAAUUUUAUGGCGUAAAAUUCGUAAAAUUUGAAAAGCUAAUGUAGCCACGAGGUAAAAACUUAGGGCUACUGCGUAUAAAAGAUUAAAUCAGCUUUAAGAUUGAAAAAAAAAUUGAUUUUAAAAAUACAAUUAAUUGUUCGCGUGGAGUACAUGGGAAGAGGAAAGAUCCAUUGGAGAAAUUUU
Pocillopora damicornis (cauliflower coral) is the source of this 3560-nucleotide messenger RNA. Its product is annotated as E3 ubiquitin-protein ligase HECTD3. Gene Ontology annotation, biological process: proteasome-mediated ubiquitin-dependent protein catabolic process. Gene Ontology annotation, molecular function: ubiquitin-protein transferase activity. Lineage: Eukaryota; Metazoa; Cnidaria; Anthozoa; Scleractinia; Pocilloporidae. The record is from RefSeq and is a predicted model, not a curated record.